Messenger RNA from Phytophthora sojae, 2391 nucleotides. RefSeq lists its product as hypothetical. Gene Ontology annotation, cellular component: nucleus. Lineage: Eukaryota; Oomycota; Peronosporomycetes; Peronosporales; Peronosporaceae. The transcript has 7 exons. Gene Ontology annotation, biological process: regulation of transcription by RNA polymerase II. Gene Ontology annotation, molecular function: cyclin-dependent protein serine/threonine kinase regulator activity. The record is from RefSeq and is a predicted model, not a curated record. The coding region runs from base 1 to 2391 and encodes 796 amino acids.
AUGGGGGACAAUGCGCGCGCUCGAGCGUCGUCUUCGGGCGGCAAGGCGCAGGCCGCGGCCGCCCCGCCCGCCGACCAGCGCACACCGGUAGAUGCGCCUGCGUCUUGCGCGUCGACGGAGGCGCGCACCGACUUCAACGAGUCUCUACAAGCGUCAGAAGAGGCCGCGACCGCCGACGCGUCCGACUCCGCGGCGCUGCAGCGACCACCGCGGCCUGACAAGGCGCGCAAGCCGUCGGCCACUCCGCCCACUAGCAGCGCGGCCAAGCGGCGCAAGAACGGCGGCAACACGCCGCUGCAGACGCCGCCCGAGGUGCCUGCGCCGGAGCCCGAGCGGCCGCUGCUGUCCGAGUCGCAGUGGGAGCGGGAGAUCGCGGGCUUCGGCACGGUGCUCAACGACGUGCUGCACUGCGUGACCAACCGCGACCUCGUGACCAAGACGGCCGAGUACAUGGCCACGUUCCCGCAGCACGCGCUGCGCUUCCAGAUCAAGAUGAAGCAGCGAGCGUACGCGGAGGGAGCGCGCGGGUUCCAGGCCAAGUUGAUGCUGUUCUACGUGCUGCACGAGUUCCUCAAGUCCUUCGAGGGGGAGCGACUUCAGCAGGUGCAGCGCGAGUGGUUCCAGACCGUGGACGAAGUGCUCAAUGCCUGCGCGCGGGAGAUUCGCUACGGCGACAAGCGCAACUCCGAGGAGAACCGGAAGCGCGUGUUCAAGACCCUUGCUCGUUGGGAAGAACUGAAGCUAUAUCCGAGGAAGAUCAAGGCCUGGAAGGGCCUCGUCAUGGGAGAGUGCAAACCUCGUAGAGCCCCGGUACCGUUGCCACGCGGCGAGACGGAACGACAAGCUGAAGCUCCUGACCAGCUUCAACAGUUCCAGUUACCGCCGCCUAGCACGCCUCAGCUGCAGCUGGACCGAUCCAACUGCCCACUGGUUUUCGAACGCCGGAACUUUGACAGCAAACCAGAGGAAAAGCAGCACUGGCGCUACACGGCGAUCGCCUUCAUCGACAUCUUGUCGCGGUGUCUCGGUUUGAGCAGCGAUAUCGCGCUCACGGCGUGCAUCUUCUUCCAUCGCGUGUUUGACCGCGGUAUUUACGCGCGGGAGCGGUACAAGUUCGCAGCAGCCUGCCUCUUUCUGUCGGCGAAGGCGUCCAGCAAGCGCAUGAAACUCUUGCGCAUGGUGCGCGUUAUGUACGACAUCUUGGAGGCACCACUGUUUGCUGGUGACGAGGAGUUGCUCGAGAUCGAGCGCCUGCAACUGCUGUAUUACGAGAUGGAGGUCUUGCAAGGCAUUAACUUCGAGCUCACCACGGAGAUGCCUUUCUAUUACUUGCGUCGCGUGCUGGAAAAGAUGCCGGAAAAGUUUCGUGACGCCAUCAACGACGACGCGCAGACUGUCCUCGAAGAAUUGUUCUUUCUGCCAGUGUGCGUGGAUAUCUCUCCGCAGCUACUCGGAGAAGCAGCUGCCUACAUUGCAACUUGGAAUAAGGGCAAAGAUUUCAAGUUUAAGUGGUGCAGCCCCAGUCCUGAGGGCAAAGUCUUCAACGAGCGAACAGCGAGUACGGAUCCAUAUAGAUCGCUACAGCGCUGGAAAAAAAGCCAACAAGCGGAAUUUGACGCCUUGGCUAAGCCAUCAAGCUCAUUUGAAGGUGAUGAGGCGGCUAAGCUAAAGGAGGCUUUCAAGCCGCAGGUUGGCGGUCUCCGUCUGGAUCCGUCGGGUAUUCGGAACGAAGCUGAAUUCACGAAGAAGACGGAAGAGGACUCCAAGGAGUGGGCUAAAACUGCUAAAACCAGCGGUGGUGGCUAUCGAUCAAAUGGACAAAAAUCCUCUCGGCGCGACGACCGAAGCUCUGCUUCUACUUCGUCACGAAGGUUCCGAGAUGACGAACCGCGGAUUAAGCAGGAGAUCCGGCGGGAUGUCAGGUACAGUUCUCGCGACAAAUACUCGAGCUACGACAGAGAUGACCGCGGCUACGACAAGGACGACCGGGGCUACGACCGACGCGACAGCCGAGACCUGGACUACAGGCGCGAUCCCUCGUAUUUCGACCGUCGUGAGCGCAAAUCUGGUGGAAAUGGUCAUCGUGAUCGAGACAGCCGCAGCAAUAGCCGCAGCAGGAGCCGGUCUCGCAGCUCACGGCCGUCCUCAAGGAGCAGCAGAAAGCGCAAACGAAACUACAGCAGCCGAGGCCGCUCGGACAGCCGCAGCCGCAGCUCUAGCCGAAGUCAUAGCCGAGAUCGCAGCCAGCACUACUACCGAAGCGAAGACCCCUCCCCGUCGACGUCGUCAAGAAGCGCGCGGACGAGCAAAGGAAGCAAGUACGACUCGGGUCGCUCUGGCCGGAGGGAUGCAGAGCGCCCGCGCGUCAAGCAAGAACGCAGCGCGGCCUAG